GACUAAGUGCUGGGUCUGUAAGAUAAAGGCAAAAGCAGGUACUGGCGUUAAGGGCGUGACGAAGGGACCUGGAAGGAGCUGGAGAUCCCGGAUGAAGAAUACGACUGACGCUUAGACCCGGGCUGGAAGACGGGGAAGGGGGAGGCGGGUUGGGGGUUGGGCAAGCAUGAGGUGGAGCUAGGGGCUGGAUUGGACCGUACAGCUGGGCCGAGGGUUCCACUAAGCUGAGGUUCAACGUUGAUCUCCGCGAGGUAGAGUCCUGUGGAAGAACUGGGCUGACAGCGAUGUGGGUCAGGACGACACUAACGAUUAAAAGAUGGACUGAGGAAAAGCCUGGCUGCAAAACUGACAUUUGGGAAGAGACCAAGAGCACCGAUACAAGCAGGUUGCCCAACUGGAAGAGGGGACAUCUGGCUAGUGUGGAGUCCAGCAGUGAUGUAUCUUCCUUCUCUGAAGGUGAAUGCAAGGAGACUGACAGGUGUUGCUGGAAACACCAGCAGUGUGCUGGGCAUAUCAUCCACCCCUUCUCGGACUGUGGCCAUCACAACCGGCACAUGCACGCUGUCCACUGCAACUGUGAAUCUAGGCUGAAGGACUGCUCAGAGAAGACAAAUAAUAGCAGCUCCCGAGAUGUAGGCCCGACCUGCUCCAGAGAUGGGGGCGCUACCUGCUACAACAUCAUCCAUGCCCCUUGCUUUGAACUCAUCCCAGAGGAAGAGUGUGUGGAGCAGAUGUGGUACAGCUGGAGCAAAAGCUACAGGCCCGUCUCUGUGGCAGUAUUCCACCAUCCCAUCCAUCAUGUGUGUAGGACAGGUGUCCUAAAUGAGGAGGAUGAGGGAGAGACCCCAUCUUCCAUCCCAACUAAGUGUCCCAACGCCGUAGCUACUGACCCAGACAUCAGGCCAGGCCCCGGGGCUCCUGACUCAGCAGCGCCCAUCACCAUCUGGCGUUCUGAGAGCCCCACAGACAAGAGUCAGGAGGGCAAGGUCAUCAAGAAGAUAAAGAAGAAAAAGGAGAAAGAGAAAGACAAGGAGGAUGAGAUAGUGGAUGAAAAGGCAAAGUUGAAGAAGAAAGUCAAAAAGGGCAAGUUAACUAAGAAGAAAAGCCCGGUGAAAUCAGAGUCUUCCCCUCCAGACAUGAGCAGAUCACUAAGCCCAAGAGAACUAGUUAGGACAUCAGAGUCCAGCCCAGAAAGCCGGGAAGAGCUGGAGAGUGAGGACAGUUAUGAUCGGGGUAAAGAGGGGCCCUCCAGUGAAGAUAUUGUGGACUCAUCAUCUCCCAGGAAGAGAGAGAAAAGCACCCCCCAGGCCAAAAAGAAUGGUACAAAGACCUUACAGACCAGGAAGAUGAGCAAGAGAAAAUCUCCCCCAGUGUCCAACCCCAAUCUCAGUUGAGGCCUGGGCAACCAGAGUGAAUAAAUCAAGCCUGUAACU
Messenger RNA from Phodopus roborovskii (desert hamster), 1433 nucleotides. RefSeq names its product protein interacting with cyclin A1 (gene Proca1). The transcript is spliced from 5 exons. NCBI's taxonomy places the organism in Eukaryota, Metazoa, Chordata, Mammalia, Rodentia, Cricetidae. The record is from RefSeq and is a predicted model, not a curated record. Gene Ontology annotation, molecular function: A2-type glycerophospholipase activity. Gene Ontology annotation, biological process: phospholipid metabolic process; arachidonate secretion. Bases 285 to 1394 code for a protein of 369 amino acids.